Sipha flava (yellow sugarcane aphid) is the source of this 834-nucleotide messenger RNA. RefSeq names its product zinc finger MYM-type protein 6-like. NCBI's taxonomy places the organism in Eukaryota, Metazoa, Arthropoda, Insecta, Hemiptera, Aphididae. The record is from RefSeq and is a predicted model, not a curated record. Bases 1 to 834 code for a protein of 277 amino acids. The transcript is spliced from 2 exons.
AUGGAUAAAUAUAUAACAAAACGUAAUGCUCCGUCUACUUCUGAUGAACCAGCGAAAAAAAAAUUCAGGCCAUAUAACAAUGAGUAUUUGAAAUAUGGGUUUAUUUCACUUGAUAAUAGCCCGCAAUGUGUUGUUUGCUUUCAAGUUCUAUCUCAAGAAAGUAUGAAACCUUCAAAAUUAAUUCGACAACUGGAAACAAAUCACCCACUGUUAGUAAAAAAACCAAUUGAUUUUUUUGAGCGUAAAUCCCUUUUUUUAAAAAAUCAACAAACGUGUAUUCUUAAAUCAAGUCAGAAUAACACCGCAAUACUUGAAGUAUCAUAUUUAGUAGCACUUAGAGUAGCUAGGGAAUCAAAGCCGCACACGAUUGCUGAGAACUUCAUUCUACCCGCUGCUAUUGAUAUGGUCAAUAUUAUGAUAGGUGCAAAAGAAGCAAACAAAUUAAAAACUAUUCCACUUUCAAAUGAUACAAUAUCAAGACGAAUUAAUGAAAUGUCAACUGAUGUGCUCAAUCAAAUAGUACAAAAUCUAAAAUCAAGUGAGUAUUUUUCUAUUCAGUUUGACGAAUCAACAGACGUAACAAACUUGGCACAAUUUUUAUGUUUUGUUCGCUACGAAUGUGACGGGACAAUUAAAGAAAAUAUACUUUUUUGCAAAUCAAUACCAGGUCAUGCUACUGGACAAGGUCUUUUUGAAUUAUUUAUUGAAACAACAAAAAAUGAAAAUUUGGACUGGAACAAAUGUAUUUCAGUGUGUUCUGAUGGCGCAAGAGCAAUAAUAGGGAAAAAUAGUGGUUUAAUAGCAUGCACUUGCCGCAAAAAAAAUGCUAGAUAA